GGAGGCGGGCAUCGCGUCCAAACCCAGCGCCUGCGCGUGCUAGAGGCAAUCGGCAGCGGAGACAGAGUGUGCGGCCUGGGUAGCCGGAUUCCGUGACACCACCUGUGCCACGCGCUACCACGGCCUGCCCGGCAUGGAGGGCGAGUGCCGGGUGCUCUCCAUCCAGAGCCAUGUCGUCCGCGGCUACGUGGGCAAUCGGGCGGCCAUGUUCCCGCUGCAGGUUUUGGGAUUUGAAGUUGAUGCUGUGAACUCCGUGCAGUUUUCGAACCACACAGGCUAUGCCCAUUGGAAGGGCCAAGUGCUGAGUUCACAGGAGCUCCAUGAACUGUAUGAAGGUCUCAAGAUAAACAGCGUGAAUAAGUACGACUACGUGCUCACUGGUUACACAAGGGACAAGUCCUUCCUGGCCAUGGUGGUAGACAUCGUGCGGGAGCUGAAGCAGCAGAACUCCCAGCUCGUGUACGUGUGCGAUCCUGUGAUGGGGGACAAGUGGAACGGCGAAGGCUCCAUGUACGUUCCCCAGGACCUCCUUCCCGUGUACAGGGACAAAGUGGUGCCCGUGGCAGACAUCAUCACUCCCAACCAGUUUGAGGCUGAGUUGCUGAGUGGCAGAAAAAUCCACAGCGAGGAAGAAGCACUGGAGGUGAUGGACAUGCUACACUGCAUGGGUCCGGACACAGUGGUCAUCACCAGCUCUGACCUGCCCUCCACACAGGGCAGUGACUACCUGAUCGCACUGGGCAGCCAGAGAAUGCGGAAGCCCGAUGGUUCCACUGUGACUCAGCACAUCCGGAUGGAGAUGCGCAAGGUGGAUGCCGUCUUCGUGGGCACCGGGGACCUGUUUGCUGCCAUGCUUCUGGCAUGGACCCACAAGCACCCGGACAAUCUGAAGGUGGCCUGCGAGAAAACUGUGUCUGCCAUGCAACACGUGCUGCAGAGGACCAUCCGGUGUGCAAAAGCUCAAGCAGGAGCAGGACAGAAGCCCAGCCCGGCCCAGCUGGAGCUCAGGAUGGUCCAGAGCAAAAAGGACAUCGAGGACCCCGAGAUCGUCGUGCAGGCCACGGUGCUGUGAUGGUCGUGUACUCACCCCGACACACAGUGUGUUGGGGUCUCCGUUUCCAUCCCCCUGAAAGCUGUAACGUCUGCCUUAGAGCCAUGACUGAAACUUGACAUUUUGUUUCCCCCUGAGGGUCGGGUCUCAGCCGGUCUCAAUCCUGAAAAUGUGCCAUCAUUUUUUUUAAAAAUAAUAAUAACAAAGCAGUGACAGAAAUGUGAUCAGAAACAUGGCCCCUUCCUCCCCGAGGCCUCCUGGCUCCUCAUGUUGACUCACUGGUAUGUGGAAUGUGGGUGGAACAGGCAAGCCUGCUUGCUGCCUGUGGACCGUUCUGUUGGUCACUGGCUGCCACUGCCCCCAGAACCUGGAUUGAGCUGAGAAGAGGCCUGUGGUGGCACUGUUUUUAAAAUUGGGUUAGGUCUUGGCAUCUGGAAGAAUUAUGCCAAAUAUCUUCAUUGCCAUCGGGUCUUACCCUUGUCCCUGCAUUAGAGUUUCUGUGUGUCUCUGCUGCUCUUGGUGUCUCUGAGGAUGUCGGACUUAUGCAGCUGUUGGACUGUGUGGGCGGGUUCCAUUUUCUCAUGCUUGGGUAUGUGCACAAGCAUGUAGUCACUGUGAUAGGGACCUUUUAAGGGCCCCAAACAUUCUGGGGACCCUGCAAGCCCUCUGGGUGUCAGCAGGAGUUCCUGUAACUUGGGACCAAAUUCUGGGAAAGCGACUAACAUAGAGGUCAGCUGUUGAGCCUGCGGUGGCUUGGGAAGUUCCGGAAAGGUUGCCACACUGGGCUCCUGUGGGAACUCAGCCAGUCCUGCAGCUCUGCUCUUGCCACAGUCUGCCAGGCACAGUGCAUUGCUGUUUGGACAGACAGGGAAGGAAGGGCAGAGGGAGCACUGCCCCAUACUUUACCGCUGUUUCCUCCCCCGAUUUCUGUAUUCUGUGCCCAUCACAUGCCCUUAAGUGAAAUCAGCUAACUCUCUGCCUCCUUGGAAGCUGUGCUCCUAUAGAGAGCAUAUUGGCACUGUGGGGGCAGGGGCAGCCCUUAGACUCCUGCAAGUGACAGUGACAUGUUCCAUUUACAUUGUUCAAGGGUGGCUUUCCUGGCUAUCCAUUCUGGAAUUUGGGGUCCCUAAGUCAUAGCUGUGAGUGGGGCUCUUAUUUCUGUCUCAUCUCAGCACCCACACCCAUUUCCCUGUCCCUCAGUUCGUGACAUUUGCCUCUUCUGAGAAGCCACUGCCUAUGGAGAGAUAGGAGACUGGAAGAGGUGGGGUCCAUGUUGGCAUAGGUUCCUUGGGGUGCCUGGCUGCAGCCCACUGGGGGGGGGGAGCCCUGAGAGCCACAGCCACCUUAGCAUAGUCUGGUGUUUCCCUUCCCCGUUAGAAUGCCCUAGAUGCAGGAGACACUGAUCCGCAUGGGCGGGCACUAGUCUGCCUCUGCUUCCUCCCCAGCCCACAUCCUGAGCUCCUCAUCUUUCUGGUCACAGCUGCAGGAUGGCUCAGCAGGUAAAGCUGCCUGACAGCCUGAGUAACACACAUGGUGGAAACAGAGGCCUCGUCCCUGUGAAUUGUUCUCUUACACACACACACACACACACACACACACACGAUAAAUGUCAUUUUAAAAAUGAUUUUGUUAAUCAGUAUCCUAAGCCAGGUUUAGCUAGCUCUCUGGCAUGUGUUUCCUGGUCCCAGUGCCAGCGUCUGAACCCCAAACUUUGCUGACCAGAAAGAGGAGACCCAUGGCUAGCAGUCUGGAGGGACAACCACAUUCCCCUAAGUCACAGGAAAAGCCCUUCACUGCCUCACAGAGAGCAAGGACACCACUUUGCCAGCAAUAAGGAAAACUUCCUUUUUCCUCUCAGAAUAUUGAGAAUGGAUGGGAGAUUUGGCCCAGAGGGUAGGGGACUCGCCAUGCAGACAGGAAGAACCUGAGUUCAGUCCCCAGCACCUGAGUGUGGUGUGCAGUGUGCACUGGAGGACUAAGAACUAGGGAAGUGGGAACAGGAGAGACCCUGCCUCAAAACAAGAAGUGGAGAGCAGUAGACCCCAGAUGUUGACCUCUGGCUUCACACACACACACACACACACACACACACACACACACACAAUAAAAGGUAAGAGCUGGCAUAGGCGGUCCAGGGUGUGGUCAUGUUAUGUGUGUUGGCGUCUUCAUGACCACCCUCUGCAGCCACAUCAGGAGAGCCUUGGCUCUUGACUGUAGCCCAGAGCUAAUGGUCUGGGGAGGACCCUUUCUGGCUUUCACAGCAGGGUGAGCGCUCUCUCCUCAUGAGGACUUUCUCUCAAAUUCUGAAUUUAAUUGUGGUCUGAAUUGUCUUUCUGUGUGCUUUGGAGCCCAGAGGACAAGGAGCAGAGGCUGUGGUCCAGGCUUGUCACUAAGAAGAAACAAUAAGUGCUGUGAGUAAAGAAACAUCUGCAGCCUGCAUGCUGGCUCUGGUCCCUUGGUAUUCAGAUCAGAACUGGCUUUUACUUUCCCUUCCUGUAGUCUAGUUAUGAAAGGUAUAUUUGGAAACGAAGUGGUGUCCUCAUUGGGAGAGCCCAGUGUUUAAAGCUGCUUGAGUCUUCAGUGGGCGUGGCCAGGCCUGGCUUCACUCUGCUUAUGUGGAGUAUUGGAAGGAGGGGAUUGUGUGCCCUAUAGGCUAGCCGAGUUCCUGGUAUGAUGUCUCCACCCCCAUCUGGAAUAAGAGAAUAACCCUGAGUGUUAGAGGUUAGGCCCUGUCCUGUCCUUGCUUGGGAAGGCAGGGCCCUCCUGAAGGAGGCACGUGGGCCCUUGUAGCCCUGGGCCCUAUGCUGUGCCCCUGGGCGGCUCCUGAACACAGUGUCCUGUUCCCAUUGUUUCAAAUCUUGUCUGUAGCCUAAAAGUAUAGGAAAAAGAAGUGAAUGUAUCUUGUUAUUCUUUGCUUCCGUCCUGCCCUCUGAGGACAUAUCUGGUCUAGAGUUACACAGUUCUCAGGUGCCCGGUGACCCUGGCCAGACCGCUGCUUGUUCUGACUCUUUCCGUGCGCUUUUCUCUCGGGUCAAGGUAUCUAUCUUGGCCCAGACAGGGGACAGGCAAGGACAGACUUGGUGGUGGCAUCCAGAUUCCAUGUGCCCUCCAGAGGGUUCUGCAGCCCAGAGACCCCUUUCAGUGCUGUCCCUCUGCCACUGGGAAGCUUGUCUCCCAGCCAUCCAUGUAGAUACCUACAGUGGGAGUCCCUGGGAAGAGGGUCUGUCUGAGUGACAGAUGUCUGGUGACCCUCCAGUGGAUACCUCGGAAAGGUGUCCCCUGAGGAGCAGUUCUGGGAGGCCUGGUUCACUGUAAGGUUCUUCAUAGAACAGUGGGCUCUGUAGGGAAGGCUUGAACCUGGUCCAGCAGUCUGGGUAGAUGCUGCUGCCAAGGGGCCUUGAAUGAUGGAGGAGCGCCCUGGAGCGGAGGCACAGCUGGACACGUAUGUGCCAGUUCAUUCCUUUCCCGUACUUCCUGUGACAGCUUCAGAUGGCAGCUGGCAGGGCAUUUGCAGGUGCCAAUCUUGUGGAAUCAAUGUAGGGAGAUUUCUGCCUCCUCUUGCAUACUUUCAGCCUCCACCAGUAGGGGGCGCAGUGGGGCAGAGUGGUAUCAGCUGCCCAGGCAGAUGCUGGUGCCAACAGGUUAAACAGCAGUAGAUCUUUGUGUUAGGAUCCAGACUUUGUUGCUGUAUGAUGACACCUCAAGUAAGUAGGAGCGCACUGUGUCCCCAGUUCUUGCUUGACAUUCCAGGCAGCCAUGCCUUGAUCAGCAUGGCCUGACUUGACAGUUCCUAAAUUUGGGGUUAUUUUGAAAUGUGUGUGUCUCUUUGUUGACUCUGGUUUAUUCUUGUUGCAGACAUUUUCUGUGCAAAAAUUAAUUUAAAAUAAUGUCUUAUGCCAUAUUCUCUCUUCAUUGCACCCUAGUUUGUUUAUUUGCUUAAAACAAGAAUUUAAUGAGGAACUUUAAAUUGAACCAUAUUUAGGGUUUUUUUUUAGCUAAUGGAAAAAUUUUCCUGGCAUGGUGGUGCACACCUGAAAUCAGCUACCCUAGAGGUGGAGGCAGGAGGAUAGCUAUGUAUUAAGAGAGUAUCUGGAAAUGCACAUGUUUAUUCUCGGAUUUUCUUUCUUCUUUUCAAUUUCUGGUGGAAUAAACACUAUUUAAAGGCUUCCUCACUGUGUGAGUCAGGCAGGAGCAUGUCCUCAGAGCAGGGGUCUCCAUCUGUCUUACCCACCCUGACUGGAGCUGAGACCCGGGAACACCCACUUCAGGGUGGUGAUGGUGAGCUGAGCUUCCCCAUGCUGGCGUCUCCUCUUUUCUUCCCCCAGCUCACUGUGGGCAGUUUCUGCUCUUUCUGCGACAGGAUAGACAUUCCAGGUGGAAAAGGUCUCCCUAUAAGCCAUGGCCCCACCCUGCUCCUGCCAGCUCUUAAAUAGCUAGCUAUGGCUGCCUCUGCCCUGCAGCUUUAGGUGGAGGGACACAGAGUGGAGAGCCUGCCACUCACAUUUCUAUGCUUGGAAGCUCCCAGAAGGCCUUGGGGUGUGACCAUGACCGUGCCUCACUUCCCAUCCUAUAGAGCCAGCAGACCCCAUCAGGGCAGGCUGAGAUGCUGUGUAAAACUAUGGCCACACUGCCUGCCUUGCAGGGCUAGGCAGCUCCCCAUGAAGACAAGUGGAGGAGCCUUUAUCCUUAGUGUGACCUGGACUGGUACCAUGGAAGUCUCUGAGCUAUAUUCUCACCAAGGACCUGGUUUGUGCCUGACAUGAGAAGGGUUUGCUCUGGGGGUGACAAGACAAAUAGAAGACCCAUAGGCUUAGCACAUCCUUCUAGUAUCCCACAGAGCAGGAAGGCAGAAGCCAAAUUCCCUGAAAGCUCAGACCUGAUUGGUUCCCACAGAACACAUAAGAUCAUUUCUGGGUGAUGGGCGGUGGGAUGUCAGUGCUUUUGGAGAUGGUGGUGGAUUCUAAAUGAACAUAGCUCUUGAAGGAUGAAGCAGGGGUGACAUCCUGAGUGCUCUUAGCUUCAUAGCUGUCUAAUUCCUGAUCCAGACCUUGUCAGAAUUUCUCCCAUGUGUUGCAAACCUGGACCAAUCAGAAGACGGGCUGCUAUGGGGCUGGCCCGACCCUACUAUUUCUCCCCAGAGACCACGACCUUUUGGAAGCUCCUAGCCUUUAGAGCAAAGCACAGCUGGCCCACAGUCCCUGCUGCGCAGGGGGGACACGCUCUGGGCUCAGGUGGUCUCUGGCCCAAGUCCCUCAGCCCCAUGUACUGUCCCCUGUCAGUGUGUUUGUAGACUCGAGCACCUGUCUGUUUUGUGCUGGUCUGUUGACUUCUAUGAUUAUCCACAAAUAAAUAUUUUC
Microtus oregoni (creeping vole) is the source of this 6408-nucleotide messenger RNA. It is a transcript of the gene Pdxk, whose product is annotated as pyridoxal kinase. Gene Ontology annotation, cellular component: cytosol. The coding region runs from base 134 to 1072 and encodes 312 amino acids. The transcript is spliced from 11 exons. The record is from RefSeq and is a predicted model, not a curated record. Gene Ontology annotation, biological process: pyridoxal 5'-phosphate salvage. NCBI's taxonomy places the organism in Eukaryota, Metazoa, Chordata, Mammalia, Rodentia, Cricetidae. Gene Ontology annotation, molecular function: pyridoxal kinase activity.